GCCCCGGCGGCCCCCGGUCCAGCCGCCGCCCCCGCGGCGGAGGCCGCGGCCGGGCCGCUGGGCGCGCCCGGCGCUCAGCAGGGCCGGCCGAAGGACUCUGCGGAGCCGCUGGUGGCCGCCGCGUGCUGGCUGUCGGACGUGGCGUGCGGGUGCGGCAGCUGCGCCUGGCGGGCGCGGUGGCUGCCCGCGUGCGAGGAACGCGCUUCCAGGGGCGGCGCAGGAACGCGCCGCUGUGGCGAGGAGGCCGCCUCGGACGUCUCCCCUGGGCCGCUGCAGGACUUCCCCGUCUUUUUCCUCGUGGCGGUCGCGGCGCCGAUCAUAGCGCUCGGAG
Messenger RNA from Prorocentrum cordatum, 331 nucleotides. Lineage: Eukaryota; Dinophyceae; Prorocentrales; Prorocentraceae. The record is from the annotation of a GenBank genome assembly.